Messenger RNA from Aspergillus luchuensis, 1473 nucleotides. Its product is annotated as cytochrome P450. The transcript has 2 exons. The record is from RefSeq and is a predicted model, not a curated record. Gene Ontology annotation, molecular function: monooxygenase activity; heme binding; oxidoreductase activity, acting on paired donors, with incorporation or reduction of molecular oxygen. The coding region runs from base 1 to 1473 and encodes 490 amino acids. NCBI's taxonomy places the organism in Eukaryota, Fungi, Ascomycota, Eurotiomycetes, Eurotiales, Aspergillaceae.
AUGCUCCCUGUUCUCCUCAUCGCCAUCCUCCCCAUCAUCUACCUCAUCCACGAAUACUUCUCCGACCCCCUUUCUCGCAUCCCCAACGCUCACCCCCUCUCUCCAUAUACCACCAAAUGGAUAACCCACCACCGCAACCGCACCACCGAAGUGAAAGCCAUCUACACCGCCCAUCGCGCCCGCGGGCCCAUAAUCCGCCUCUCCCCUACCGAACUCAGCAUCAAUUCGCUUGAAGGCCUGCGGGCAAUCUAUACGCAGGGCGCGUUCGAAAAACAUGCGUUUUAUGCUGACACAUUUAUAAACUUCCAUACGCCGAACAUGGUUGGUAUGCUGGAGAAUAAAGCUCACGGGGAACAGAAGAGGUUGCUCAGUGGGAUUUAUGCCAAGAGCUAUCUGCUCAGGUCGGGGGAUAUUAAGAUUCUGGGGCGGGAGAUGGUAGUUAGGAGGUUGGGGGAGUUCUUGAAAGGAGUCGUUGCGAAGGGUGCGGUGUUCAAUGUGUUGCCUGUUUUUCAGGCUGUGGGAAUGGAUUUUACCUCUGGGUUUGUGUUUGGAGCGCAGGGUGGGACGAGGUUCUUGGAGGAUCUGGCUUCUUGGGGAGUGUGGUUGGGGCAGUAUGAGGCUUUUAAAAGCUUAAGCAGGGAGGAUAGGUUUAUGGGCUUUGUGGAGAGGUGGUGUUUAGGGUUGUGUGAGGGGGUUGGUCUUUUGAAGGAGGAUGGAGGCCUGGUGACGCAGCCUGUGGUUUAUGAUCGGCUUUGGGAGGGAUUGGAGGAAAAGAAAAAGGUAUCUGGCGAGGAUAUAAAUUUGAAGUUAGCCGUUGCAUCGGAGAUAUUGGAUCAUUUGGUGGCGGGGCAUGAGACGACUGGUAUUACCAUCACGUAUAUCAUGUGGGAGCUGUCGAAGAGGCCGGAUUUGCAGACAAGACUGAGAGAGGAGCUGGCUACAUUGUCUGGGUCGUUAAGGCAUACUGAGGAGAUGGAAAAGAAACUGCCUCCGUUGGCAGACAUCGAUGCACUUCCGUUGCUGGAUGCCAUCGUCCGGGAAACUCUCCGACGACACGCACCGGCUCCGGCACCGUUAUCCCGGGUGACUCCACCAGAGGGAGCAUGGAUCCAUGGGUAUUAUAUUCCCGGCGGAGUACAGGUCAGUUCCUCUGCAUACUCACUGCACCGGAUUGAAGAGGUCUUUCCGUCUCCGGAGGAGUGGAUUCCCAUGCGUUGGAUGGAUGCAAAAGAUGACAAGAUCCAUGAUAUGCGGCGCCUGUUCUAUCCGUUCGGAACCGGCGGAAGGAUGUGUCUGGGGAACAAUUUUGCAUUUCUGGAGAUCAAGCUGGUUAUAGCGAUGGUAUAUGCUAACUACUUGCCCGAGGUUGUGGAUGAUGAAGAUAUUGAGCAGCACUUGGAGUUCAUUGCAUUGCCAAAGGGGAGGAAGUUGAUGAGGGAAACCUUGUCCCAUCCUCGAAAUCCUAUAUCCUGA